GUAAAAUUCGUCAUGGUAGAUGAUUCCUUUCAUAUAUGUAUGUAAUGUUGCAAGCCUGGUUUUCCUUUAUCCCAUCUUCCCUCCCUCCAAUUCAGAGCUCCCAAACCUUUUUCUCUCAAUUCCAAAUCUUGGGGAGAGCUCUGAAUCUGCAGCAGAAAUGGCGCAAAACUAUGGCUUUCUGGUCUGUAUCUUGGUCAUGGUAAUGGACGCUGUUGCUGGGAUACUUGGAAUUCGAGCGGAAAAGGCUCAGAAUCGGGUGGUACUACAAUCGGUGAGCGUAUGGGUGUAUGAAUGCAGCAGAAAGCCGAGAGAUGAUGCUUUUAGCCAGGGACUGGCCGGUACAAUUCUGCUUGGCCUUGCUCAUGCCAUUGCUAAAGUACUUGGUAGGUGCAUUUGCAUUCGGUCUAAGCAACAUUUUCAAGAAUCAUCUGCUAACAAGCGAUUGGGAUUGCACUUCAUGAUUCUCUCAUGGAUUACAUUGGCUAUUGGGUUCUCAAUGUUGAUGGCGGGGACGGUGGACAAUUCCAACUGGAAGAACUCUUGCGAGAUAUCAAGCCGUGGCCUAUUCUUGGCAGGUGGGAUUGUGUGUUUCUUUCAUGGGCUCUGUACUGUCGCUUAUUAUGUUUCUGCAACAGCAGCUAAGAGAGAAGAACAGAGGAAACGCAAUGAAAAUGUUUCUUCUCCACAUGUUUAACCCAGCUGACAGCCGCUGCCUGUAAUGACAAUAUUAGUCUCUAAUUUAUUAGUUAUUUAAAGAAAUUUUGAGUCCACAGCUUAGUUCACAUUGAAAACAUCUCUAUUGUUUUCUUCUCUCACACCAACGUAGUAACACUAAGUACGCCUUUUCCAUUAUUCUUUUUGGGUUUGGAACUUCUGUUUAGUACAGAAUCCGUAGAGAAUGCAUUGGUUAAAUGUGCACCGAAUCACGUUCAAACCCAAUUGGUAGAGAACAUAAAACAUAUGAAGUCUUAAAAUGCUUGCGGCAAGAACUUUUUGUUCUGUAUCUGAUUAUGCAUUGGAGAGUGCUUAAAGAAGACUGAAAUAGUAUAAGAUAAUCUCACAAUUCCACCCACAGGAAGAUUGGGCGAGACUAGUAAACCCAGUUAACGAUUGAGAAAUCAUUACACAAUUGGUAAUGGACUAGAGACAAUUUCACCAUGAUCUAUAGAUCCAAG
This is a messenger RNA of Momordica charantia (bitter melon), 1175 nucleotides long. Its product is annotated as protein DESIGUAL 2. The record is from RefSeq and is a predicted model, not a curated record. Lineage: Eukaryota; Viridiplantae; Streptophyta; Magnoliopsida; Cucurbitales; Cucurbitaceae.